Nymphaea colorata (pocket water lily) is the source of this 1676-nucleotide messenger RNA. Its product is annotated as protein HOMOLOG OF MAMMALIAN LYST-INTERACTING PROTEIN 5-like. The record is from RefSeq and is a predicted model, not a curated record. The coding region runs from base 178 to 1422 and encodes 414 amino acids. NCBI's taxonomy places the organism in Eukaryota, Viridiplantae, Streptophyta, Magnoliopsida, Nymphaeales, Nymphaeaceae. Gene Ontology annotation, biological process: late endosome to vacuole transport via multivesicular body sorting pathway. Gene Ontology annotation, cellular component: multivesicular body. The transcript is spliced from 6 exons.
UUUUUGCACGGAAGAGGAGGGAGAGCCGGAGUCGCUGCCCGAACAUCAACUUUAGUCCUUCAUCCCAUCCCGUCAGUUUGAAUAUUUACGAAUUGAGAAGGAUCCUGUCUGUAUGUUUACGCAUUGAGACUUUGAGAGGAGAAAGAGAGAGAGAGAGAGACAGAGAGAGUUGUGGAGAUGGGCAGCGAGAGAGAGCCUGCAAAACAGCUUCUUCCUUACCUCCAGAGGGCCGAUGAGUUGCAGAAGCACGAACCGCUUGUCGCUUACUACUGUCGGCUGUACGCGAUGGAUUUGGGCAUAAAAAUCCCACAAAAGGAUCGCACCAGUACCACGAAAUCAAUACUCGUCUCCCUCAUGAAUCAGCUCGAGAAGGAUAAGAAAUCGCUAAAACUGAGUCCUGAAGACCAUCUGCAUGUUGAAGGCUUUUCAUUGAAUGUGUUUGGAAAGGCUGACAAGCAAGACCGAGCUGGACGAGCUGACCUGAACACAGCAAAGACUUUCUAUGCAGCUUCCCUAUUUUUUGAGAUACUUGGCCAGUUUGGUGAUCUCCAGCCUGAUAUAGAGCAGAAGAUGAAGUACGCUGCUUGGAAAGCUGCAGAUAUCAGGAAAGCUUUGAAGGAAGGGCGCAAACCUGAACCAGGUCCUCCAGGUGGUGAUAAGGACUUCUUGGUUCCCUCUUCUGACUUCUCAGUUCCUUCAACUGCCACAUCCAUCUCCUCGAUUUCCUCAACUGCUAUAGAUGAACCUGGUGACAUCAAUACCUUUUCUCCGAACCAUGCAAAGCAGGAUACACAGUCCACAUACCCUGAUAACUACAUGCAACCUCCUCCCUCACAUAAGGCACCUUUCCCAUAUCCUACUGCUGAUUACUCAUCGCCAGUUGAUGCAGAUCAAAAUGCAAUGCAGCAAUCCCCUUCAAAAAUGGCAAGGAACUUGUCAUACUCACAACCUUACCAUCAGCCUCCUCCUCAGGAACACUAUGAACCAACACAUGUGCAACAGCACUAUCCCUCUCAUGACAUGGGAACUUACCAAAGUUACCAGUCUUAUCCAAGUUCUAAUGACAACAGAAAUCCAGUAACAUCUACAGCUCAAUAUGCUACUUAUGAUCAGAGUGUUCAUGCAAGCCAUAUGGGUGCACCAUACGUGCAACAGCCUGACCCUCGUGUGCAGGAUUUGCCUCCUAGUAAUCAGUAUAGUCCUGGAAGUAGGAAUGGAGCCUACAGGGAGAAGCCACAGCCUUCUGCAGCAUUCACGUAUGACUGCAACUAUCAGCCACCACCUGAAAAGAUAGCUGAAGCACAUAAGGCAGCUAGAUUUGCUGUGGGUGCUCUAGCAUUCGAUGAUGUCCCUGUUGCAGUUGACUUCCUCCGGAGGUCUCUUGAACUAUUGACCAAUCCAUCUGCAACAAUUCAUGAAUGAAUAUUAUGGUGGCUUUUCGUUAUGUAAAUUCAGAGUUUUGAACAACCGCUUCCCUAAGUGAGGAUUCAAAAGUAUCAUGUUUCAUAAAUUUGUGAAAUGCAAUCAUUUCAUGUUGUACAGAAUCGUUUCCAUCUUGAAAGCUUUAUUAAGGCGAGGGAUUGUGAUGUAUAAAUUUGUAGAACACUUUCAUGUGCAUGUUUUGUCUUGGUUUCUCUGAUUUCAUCUUCACUUAAACGACAGAUGAGAGAGCCUAU